Molecule: messenger RNA, 2460 nt
Organism: Penicillium riverlandense
Lineage: Eukaryota; Fungi; Ascomycota; Eurotiomycetes; Eurotiales; Aspergillaceae
Product: Zn(II)2Cys6 transcription factor domain-containing protein
Exons: 2
Coding region: 1-2460 (819 amino acids)
Biological process (GO): regulation of DNA-templated transcription
Molecular function (GO): zinc ion binding; DNA-binding transcription factor activity, RNA polymerase II-specific
Source: RefSeq, a predicted model, not a curated record
AUGGAUAUCGACGGUAUGACGCUUGCCAACAUAUCUGGCUAUCCUAAUGUUUCCGACAUGCUUGUUACGGAAAAUUAUGGUUACAGUCAUAUUCUAGACUGGCCAGAACUUCAGAACCUGAUCGUCCGUUCCAGUUCUUUUGGAUCGGCUGGGGAUUCCGGGAUAAUCCCCGUCUCAUCCUCUUCUGACGGGAGAUUCCUUUCAACCUAUCUUGGUCCCAUGGCCGACAGGGCAGACUCGCUGCAGCUAAGCCAACCGGCUUCGAAUUCGAUUGAUCCGUUCACUCCCUCCCAAUGUCCCGACAUUUUCAAGUCUUCCUCCACCAAAGUCGAUCAAAAAGCCAAAGAGAAGCUCUCUCCGGCCUCAAACAAGAACGAAAUUCUUGCGACCAAGAGGAAGUCAACAAGAAUUCGAAGACAAAACCGCUCGUGUGAUCCUUGCCGCUCGGCGAAAAGGGCAUGCGAUUUGCCCUUCAAUCUCGUUAUCUCAAACAACCUUCCUUUAUCGCCGUGUUCCAUGUGCAAAUUACGGGGCAUGGAUUGCACAGCUGCAUGGCGUUCGAGCAAGCAAUCCGUCCGUCAUGGCAAUGAGCGUGCGCCUCCUCCAUUCAUUGACGGCCAUGAUACCGACGGCGGUCCUGAUGCCAUCACAGAACGCAUCGAUGAUUCUCUUCCCCCCACAUCGCCAACUAGUUUAUCGUGCAACGAGUGUGCUCUAGUCUCCCGUAUGAUGGCCAGCGAGAUAUGGUCUCAGAGAUUGGCAGUAUACAUUGACAUCUUUGAUAUCCCUGUUUCAAAGCUUCUUUCACCAAGGUGCAUGCCUCCUUGCUACUCUUUGGGAAUUGCUGCCUUAAGAUCAUUGAGCCAUAAUUCACAAUUGGCUGCACGAAUCAACCAAACCCAACUGAGCAUCAGAAGUAGCUGGAAAAUGAAUUCACCCCCACAGUCACAAACUUCUGCUGUACCAAAUUUGUUUGUUGCUGCUAGCAUUCUUGAUAUGUUAUUUCAACGCACGCAGUCUUGUCCCGAAGAUGCGCGAUUGUCAUCGCGCGAUGAUAUCUUGACUGAAACGUACAAGUGGGUCGCCGUUGCGACCGGAUCGCAAUUUGCUGUUCGUGAAUAUAGCGCCGAGAACAUCGCAAAGUCUCAGCAACAAGUUAGAGACAUUGCAUAUGCUACAUGGCGUAAAGCAAAAGAUAUGGUAUUCACGAAUAUUGCGGCAAGAAAAUCAUUCCGUCUAGGACUGUCACUACUUCUCUUUGGAACAAUUUUACCACCCACCAAGACUGACCAGAGCCAUGAGUUUCAAGAUGAUGCUGCCUAUGCGUUCCACGAAGGCAUUUGUCGCCUCCAAACACUAUGCACUGAAGCACGUGUCAACCUUCGUUAUGGUAAUAAUCAGCCGGAUAUAAUUACACCUUUAAUGGGACGGUGUCAUUCUGCGAGAAGUCCACCUCUGUCCCAAAAUUUGUCCACCGACGAAUACGAAAAAGUUCUAGAGCUGAUCGCAGCGCUUGAAUGGCUCAUUGAGAUGUCUCAAUCAGUAGCAAUUGCACUUUUCCCAUAUCGGAGCUUUACCGUCGCACCGUCUAUUAUCGGCCUUAAGACCGGCAUCAAUCACCCAGUUGAGGACACAUUUCAAGGGUUGGCUAUGAAAGGUGUGGAUGAUGCCAUUAUUGCGCGGGUAAAGGCCGAGACCCAACCAGUGACAGUGCUAUGGUCCCAAGGCUCUCCGGAACAUCUUGUGCAGAAUGCACUGUAUGAGUCAGGAUCCCUCGUCGUCUUAUUGUGGAAAUCACUCGCUCGCUUAACUCUAGCAACACAAAAUGCCUGGAGCGAGACGGCCCACUAUGCAGACAUUCAACGGCAUUUCAAUACGAUGAUAAUGCUCAUUGAUAUAUGGAGAACCAGCUUUGGAACAAUUGAUCAUACCGCAGCUAAGAGACUGCAGCUAGCAACGACGGAUUUGCGGCGCAGUGUGAUAUUCUGCGCUACUGAUGGCGAUCUUGCAGUCCUACUCUUUCACGAGCUUUCCUGCCAAAUCGAGAAACAAAUGGUGGACCGAGCACAACUGCCAAAAGAUCCUUUCAAAGAAAAGUUGAAGCAAACCAGCAACUAUAGAAACUUACAACGGUUGACGAGCGCAAUGCAAAUUUCUUCCCUCUCAUCAACGUGUCAAGGGGUUUCAAGCCCUGGCUUUCAAGGGGAGGUCGGGCUUAAGGCAAACAUCGAAGACGUUAGAGCACAUCCGCAUCCUACUAUGGUGGUGCAAGCAUACAAACUAGCCGCCAAUGCUCUUGCAGAGGAGAUUCAGAACUCUGUUCCCACAGCUGAUACAAAACGUAUUUCAGAGUUGUCUAUUGGGCUCCAGAAUUGUCUACGGGAGCUGCGCGGGCUUCAGAGUACUCUUGUCAUGUAUCCAUCUACAGAUUGGGGCGAUGGAAAUUUUAAUUCCCCCUGA